AUGGUAAUGGAAGCGACCAGAAGAAUGGGUUUCUCUGCUAAUCCUCUCUCGCUAACCGUUGAAGCUAAACCUCCUACGGCUCAGCUCGUCGCUGUCUUCUCUCUUGUAACUGUCAACCCUUUCUCGAAGCUCUCAGCUGAUGAUUUCGCCGGAGAAACGCCGCCAUGGACAACCAGGUUCUUCGGCGACUCUGACUCUUAUUCGUUCCCGUCGUCUUCUCAUGAAGCUAGAAACAGAGUCCAUGAGAAUGUCAAGCGCUUCGCUAGGAACUACGCAACCCUACUCAUCCUCUUCUUCACUUACGAACUGUUUGAGAUGCCACUAGCGUUGCUAGGGUUUGUAACAAGCUAUGUCUUUUGGGAGUUAUUCAAAUUCUGCGUCGACAGAUGGGAAUCCAAUCGACAUCCCUUGAUCAGAAAAAUAUUAAUCCGUGUCGCACUAUGUGCAACCGUGAGCUUUUUGGCGUUUCUGAAUGUUCAAAUUGCUGUUUUCUAUGCUCUUGCGAUAAGUUAUGCAGUUGUAAUAUUGCAUGGCGGGUUCAGGAAUCUCUCCCUUUCCGAGAAGCAAUCUUGAGGCAAGAUACAACUAAAUAUAAUUAGAAGACAACAACCCAUUGCGA
Molecule: messenger RNA, 619 nt
Organism: Brassica oleracea var. oleracea
Lineage: Eukaryota; Viridiplantae; Streptophyta; Magnoliopsida; Brassicales; Brassicaceae
Product: PRA1 family protein H-like
Exons: 5
Coding region: 1-573 (190 amino acids)
Biological process (GO): vesicle-mediated transport
Cellular component (GO): Golgi apparatus; endoplasmic reticulum
Source: RefSeq, a predicted model, not a curated record